Messenger RNA from Drosophila subpulchrella, 3843 nucleotides. It is a transcript of the gene Octbeta2R, whose product is annotated as octopamine receptor beta-2R. Lineage: Eukaryota; Metazoa; Arthropoda; Insecta; Diptera; Drosophilidae. The transcript has 6 exons. Gene Ontology annotation, biological process: adenylate cyclase-activating adrenergic receptor signaling pathway. The record is from RefSeq and is a predicted model, not a curated record. Gene Ontology annotation, molecular function: octopamine receptor activity. The coding region runs from base 1 to 1623 and encodes 540 amino acids. Gene Ontology annotation, cellular component: membrane.
AUGUUGUUGUGCCCCCAAUCCGAACUUGGCCCGGAGCCACCGCGGCAAAGGCAUCGCAGAAGUGCCGCCAGGAUACGCAAAAGAGCGAAAUGCUGCUGCGGCAGCCAGGAGCAGAAGGAGCAGGUGGAGCAGGAGGAGCAGUCGGGAGUUAACCCUAGCCCUAGCCCCAUCCCUAGUUAUAGCCAAAGUCUGACGAGCCUGGCGAGGAUCACGGCGGCCGCCCUGGCCGCGGCGGCCAUGCUGCACACAACGAACGCCCUGGCCACCGGCUCAUCCACAUCCUUGUCCCCAUCCGCCGCCGGAACAGCACUGCCAUCCUCGCUGGGCACUGCCACGCCCACCACACACGAACUGAAUGCCACCCAGCUGGGCGGCACUUUGGGUCUGAAUCUCAGCGAGAGCGGCGGUGCAGGAUCGAAUGGCCUCCACACCCACGCCGCCGACGAGGAUUGGCUGGACAACAUCGUCUGGGUGUUCAAGGCCUUCGUCAUGCUGCUGAUCAUCAUUGCGGCCAUCUGCGGCAAUCUGCUUGUUAUUAUUUCUGUGAUGCGUGUUAGAAAAUUAAGAGUUAUAACGAAUUACUUUGUAGUUUCCUUAGCCAUGGCUGAUAUAAUGGUCGCUAUUAUGGCCAUGACAUUUAACUUUAGUGUGCAAGUAACUGGGAGCUGGAAGUUCAGCCCCUUCCUGUGCGAUUUGUGGAACAGCCUCGAUGUGUACUUCUCAACAGCGAGUAUUUUGCAUUUAUGCUGCAUAUCCGUGGAUAGAUACUAUGCGAUUGUUAAGCCGCUGAAGUAUCCGAUUAGCAUGACGAAACGCGUGGUCGGCAUCAUGCUGCUGAACACGUGGAUAUCGCCGGCCCUGCUCUCGUUCUUGCCCAUCUUCAUCGGCUGGUACACCACCGAGGAGCACAAGGAGUUCGUCCUGAAGAACCCGGAUAAGUGCGCCUUCGUGGUGAACAAGUACUACGCCGUCAUCUCGAGCUCCAUUUCGUUCUGGAUCCCCUGCACCAUCAUGAUAUUCACCUACCUGGCCAUCUUCCGCGAGGCCAACCGCCAGGAGAAGCAGCUGAUGAUGCGCCACGGCAACGCGAUGCUGAUGCACCGCCCCUCCAUGCAGCCCUCGGGCGAGGCGCUGAGCGGAUCCGGGUCGUCGAAAACAUUGACGCUGCACGAGGUCGAGCAGGAGCACACGCCCACUAAGGACAAGCACUUAAUCAAAAUGAAGCGGGAACACAAGGCCGCCCGCACGCUGGGCAUCAUCAUGGGCACCUUCAUCCUCUGCUGGCUGCCAUUCUUCCUGUGGUACACGCUCUCCAUGACCUGCGAGGUGUGCCAGGUGCCGGACAUCCUCGUGUCGAUCCUAUUCUGGAUCGGGUACUUCAACUCGACGCUGAACCCGCUGAUCUACGCGUACUUCAACCGCGACUUCCGGGAGGCGUUCCGCAACACGCUGCUCUGCCUGUUCUGCAACUGGUGGAGGGACCGCCACCUGCCGCUGGACAUCGACAUCCGGCGCUCCAGCCUGCGCUACGACCAGCGGGCGAAGAGCGUCUACUCGGAGAGCUACCUCAACUCGACGACGCCCUCGCACCGCCGCCAGUCGCAGAUGGUGGACAACUUAUAAUACAGGGACGAGGCGCUGCUGACCCCCAUCGCCCAGCAGCAGCAGCGGCUGGCGGCGGGCGGCUCCCGCCUGGGCGGACAACUGGCAGUUGCCAACAGCGAUCCGCAUCCGAAUCCCAAUCCGGGCAGGCCCAAGUCCAAGGCGGACCACCUGGCUGGCGAGGGCGACGAUGUGCAGGAGAUCCAGAUCGAAAUACCCAUGGAGUACAUCAACAAAUGGAACAAGAACAACAAUGCUGCCGCCUCGACGGCCUCCAGUCAUGUGUAAAGUGGAUGCAAACUGGGAAAGGGAAUGGGAUUGGGGAGUGGGAAUCAAUCGAUGGCAGGGGCAGCCGGGGGGAGGAAUCAAUUUAAUGCAAUUAAAAUGUUCCAUUAAUUUGUAAAAUUAAUAUGCCGGCUCAUGCGUCGGCUGAUUUACUCGUAAUGUUGACAUUAAUCAAUCAUGCGUUGGAGCGUGCCAUUUCACUUGGCCUCCACUGUGCACUUCUCAGUUUUGUUUUCAUACGUUUUUUUUUUCAAUUUCCUUGGAGCACAGUUCGGCGCCCUACAGAUGGGAUAACUUAUUUAUUUAUGAUUUCGUGUCGUUUAAAUCUUGUUGUAAAUACUGAGUAUUUUUGUACGACUAAAUUAAGCACAGGUUGUAAAAUCGUUUAUAUAUAUAUGUAUGUACGCCAAUUGAAAAUCUGUAAGCCGUAAAGCAUUUUGCUCACGAAAAGAAAUAACCAAAAAUAAAUUAAUUGAAAAGGCAAUCACUGCAACUCACGGAGCUAUGCUAUGUGUACAUAGGGAUUCGCUAAAAAACAAAGAGCUAGAGCUAAAACUGUGCCAAUUAAGAGAUCGAAAAUUAUAGAGAGAGUUUACCCAGCGCGAAAAAUCAACCACACCCCAACGCUAUUAAAGUCAGAGAAAUUUAGAAAAGAAACCCAACAAAUUCACGGAAGCUAAAGCAAAGCUAAAACAAAGCUAAACCCCAAUUGUUAUUUGAACGACAAUCGCAUGAAUUGAAAAUGCUCAAAACCUAAAGUAAACCUUAAAACGUAUAUCAAGUAAACAUAGCGAAAAUAUAUAGUCAAGUCAAUAUAGGAUCCAGGCGUUCGGUCGAAACCAAAGCUAAGGCCCACAUAAAUUAACCAAAACAUAUAGUGCAUCGAUAUCGGACUAACCAAAUUACGUGUGCGUGUUUGUUUGUUUGUGUAGUGCGGGAAUUGAAUUCCAAAACCGUUUCCGUUUCAAAAAGUAAAGUGCUAAGUGCGUCAUAUAACAGGUAAUUGCGUUGCAGUUCCUGGAAUUAAGUUGACUGUGUAGCCUGUGAGGGCAAGGCUUUAGUACUGCUUCCGAAGUCAGCAACUUGAUUCCAGCAAUUGCGGCCCGAUAUUCCGCAACAAAGAAAGCCCGUGAAAAGCCCAAGGAGAAAUGGAACCCACUGAAUUUCGACUAUGAAAAGCAUUGGAAAUGCAAAUAAGGCGUUUACAGCAAAUAAGCAGACAAAGCAUUUUGUGUUUCUUUGUAUAAAUAACUAACGACCCCAUAAAAUGUUAGCAACAGUUUGCGAAACUUACCGAUUUAUGAUUUUCUCUUAAUCCGCAAGCCAAGCACAAAGUCAAGAACAUUUGUUGAGUAAAUAAAUUCAUAAAAAAUACAGUAGAAACUUUUCGUUGGUGAUUUCCCGAGCUAGUCUGAAAUAAAAGAGAAAACAAUACGGUUGCCACGAUGGGAUAACAAGGAUUAGGAGCCAAAGCUCAGUAUGUACCAUAUAAAGUGUGUAUAAAUAGGUGUCUAAAUAAAUGUUAUAUUUAUAGUAAGUAUUUAUUACACGACUUUCCUUAAAAAGAUGAGGUAAAACGACAGGCAAAUCCCCAAAGAACUUGUUAUAUUUUUAUAAACAACAGAACCCGAAACCAACAAUGUAUGUGUAACUCAAGUUUGUAUAUUGACAUGGGUGUGUAUAUGUACGUGCGAGUUAUUUAUUAUUAUUAUUAUUAUUCUUACUGACAACUGAACUUUCUGUUGCAUUGUUUUGCGUUUUGCUGUGCAAUUUACCAUGCAAAACCAAAUAGAAUCCUAACAUUAAGCCCCGAGUGGGGAGACACGUAAACGGCAAACUAUGCUACUAACUAAGUGAAUACGAAAUUCAGAUGUAUUAUAGAGCAACAUAACGAACUUCAAGUUGGAAAACAAGCAGAAAAGCAAAAUAAAUUUAAAAACUACAAAUAUAGCCAAA